AUGGCCAACAACUCUGAUAUUCUGUCUACUUGGAAUGAAACAUUUGGAGAGAAUGAGCAACGCUAUGGAAGCAAAAGCUACGAACUGGCAAUCUCGGUGGUGGUGCCCGUUGUUACGAUCCUUGUUAUGCUCUCCAUUGGCUGCACCCUUGAGAUGAAGAAACUGUGUGGCCACAUCAAGAGACCCUGGGGAAUCGCUGUGGGGAUGAUGUGCCAGUUUGGGCUGAUGCCCCUCCUAGCCUGCAUCUUGCUGAUGAACGUCUCCGUGGGAUCGAUCCAAGCCCUCGCCAUAUUCUUCAUCGGCUGUUGUCCUGGGGGGGCAACGUCCAAUGUUAUCAGUUACUGGAUAGAUGCAGACAUGGACCUGAGCAUCAGUGUGACUGUCUUCUCUAACGUGGCCACCUUGGGAACUAUGCCACUUUUCCUCUUCCUCUUCUCAUCUUUCUGGGAGUCUGAAGAUAAUGUUGAAGUUCCGUUCAAGACCAUAGGGACAAUUUUUCCAGGCUUGCUCAUACCCACAGCUUGUGGCAUUUUUGUAAAUUAUAGAUGGCCCAAACAAUCCAAAAUAAUUCUCAAGGUUGGAAGCAUUGUUGGAGCCAUACUUGUUCCAGUUCUUGUAAUACUCAACGUUGUGAUGUAUGAAGGUUCUUGGGAUGUUGGUCCCUCUCUUCUGAGAGUUGCUGCCAUAUUCCCAUUGGUAGGCUACCUUGCUGGCUUUCUAUUGGCCCGUCUCACCUGCCAGUCUUGGCAAAGGUGUCGGACAAUUUCUGUGGGGACAGGGACUCAAAACAUGCAGUUAUGUGUCACUGCACUUCAGAUGUCUUUCAGCGCAAAGCAUUUUGGCCAAGUACUUCCUUUCCUUAUGAUCUAUGCGAUUUUUCAGCUGCUAUAUUUGCUUGGAAUAGCGGCUGCUUACCAGACUUACAAGAAACUUCUAAGGAAACCAGCAGCAGAAGAGAGGCCGACUGAUCCAGAUAGGAAAACGUCAGACAAUCUGCAUGGCGAGGUCAACCUGGGAUUUGAAAAAAGGCAAGGAGCAGAUGGUGAAUUUCAAGAGGGACAGGAAUUCCAAAAUGGCUUAGCUGAGCAUGGAUCUGAAUAUGCCAUGUGUUGA
Messenger RNA from Varanus komodoensis (Komodo dragon), 1113 nucleotides. It is a transcript of the gene SLC10A6, whose product is annotated as solute carrier family 10 member 6. Gene Ontology annotation, molecular function: bile acid:sodium symporter activity. Gene Ontology annotation, biological process: bile acid and bile salt transport. The record is from RefSeq and is a predicted model, not a curated record. The transcript is spliced from 6 exons. Gene Ontology annotation, cellular component: membrane. The coding region runs from base 1 to 1113 and encodes 370 amino acids. Lineage: Eukaryota; Metazoa; Chordata; Lepidosauria; Squamata; Varanidae.